Molecule: messenger RNA, 1377 nt
Organism: Triticum turgidum subsp. durum (durum wheat)
Lineage: Eukaryota; Viridiplantae; Streptophyta; Magnoliopsida; Poales; Poaceae
Source: the annotation of a GenBank genome assembly
AUGCCGACCAUCACGCACUACGUCUUGGACCCCUUCCUGGAGACCGGCUCCCUUCCCAACCUCCAGAAGCUUGUUCCCAAGCCGCCUCCAGCGGCGCCGCUACCCCCUGAGAAGUCCUCCGAGAAGCCCAUACCUGUGCCGGUGGCUCCUGCCAGGACCACCACCUUGCCAGCGCUCUACUCCACGCCCGAGAGCACACCGCUGCCAGACUCGCCGUCAUCGUUCCCUGGAACCUGGUCGCCGUAUCUCAUCAACCAUAAACGUCGUGGACCUGGCCUGAUCAAGACAUCUUCCCAGGGUGAUGUCGGAAGUGAGGGUAGCCUGCCGAAGUUUCCCGAGGGGCUACCUGCUUUGCCGAAAAGGUCUGAAGCCUUUCAAGUGCAGGAGUCUGAGUUUAGGUUCACACAAGAGAGUGAUGGUGUGGUUAACAAUGGUGUGGAGGAGACCUUGGAUGAGCAGAAUGAAGGGGUGCAGAAAGGCAAGGUGACCCUUUUUGGCCAAGAUGAGCAGGAUCAGCCCGAGUUCGAGUUUCAGCAUGAAAGUCCAGAUGUGUUGAUGAGACCUGUCAAUGUUGGAAGGCUUGUCAAUGUUGCAAGGCUUGUCAACAAUGGAAUGCCAAGAAAUGGCGAAAAUGAUGCCUUCUUGGAACCUCAGGAUUCACAGAGUGUGACUAGUAACUCCGAGGCUGAGGAUGCUGGUGGGCAGGGGUGGUGGAAGCCCAGUUCUCCUUAUGGGACGUCUGCUGGCACACCUGGUGCAGAAUUUUAUGACGCAUUCGAAGAAAUAUCAAGCGAUGGUGCAACUCGAUCUUCUCGAUGUGUUGAUGAUGAGUACCGUGAAAUGAGGUUAAGCAUGUUGACAGAAAUUGAGGGUAGGAAACAAGCUGAGGAGGUAGCUGAGACCUGGCAAAAGGAAUGGAAAAAGCUGAGUCAUCACCUAUCGCUGAUCGCCUUGUCACUUCCAUCUCCAACUGUAGCUGAGAACGAUGAUGAUACAAGUGCGGAUCCUGGAGCCGAGUUGUGCCAACAAAUAACUGUUUCACAACUGGUAGCCGCUGCUAUUGCCAGGGGAAUUGCUCGUGUAGAAGUUGAAUCAGAGAUGGAAAGUGUAAUUUCAGCAAAGAACUUUGAGAUCGCAAGGCUAUCAGAUAGGGUCCAGUACUAUGAAGCAGCAAACAGGGAGAUGUCUCAAAGAAACCAAGAAGCUAUCGAGAUGUCCAGGCAACAGCGGAACAAGCGUAAGAUGAGGCAGAAGUGGUUCUGGGGUUCAGUUGGCAUAGCAGUUACCCUUGGCACAGCAGCCAUUGCCUGGUCCUACAUGCCCGCAAGCCAGUCCCAGGCAGGGGACUCGAAUAGCACCAACACCAACAGCGAUUAG